Molecule: messenger RNA, 789 nt
Organism: Spirometra erinaceieuropaei
Lineage: Eukaryota; Metazoa; Platyhelminthes; Cestoda; Diphyllobothriidea; Diphyllobothriidae
Source: the annotation of a GenBank genome assembly
AUGCACUUUCAGUCGCAUGUAUCCACAACCACCGUCCAUGAACUCUUCUCCGUCAACGACUGCACCAUCAACGCCACUUUGGGAGGGGACAUGUGGCGGAGCAUGGAUCUCUUCGCUGUCACCGCCUUUGAGGACUUCGGUUUGGUCAUCAACACGGAGAAAACGAUUAUCGUGCACCAACCGCCACCCAACACAACCCACAGUGCCCCGCAAAUCAGAGUGAACGGAACCCAACUGCAAGUGCUGGACAACUUCAUGUAUCUGGGCAGCACCCUCUCCCGCAUCACCAAAGUCGACGAAAAAGUUGUCCGUCGUAUUUCCAAUGCCAACCAAGCAUUCGGUCGUCUGCAGAACACCGCCUGGAACCAUCACGGUCUCCAUCUCAACACGAGGCUGAAGAUGUACAAUGCAAUCAUCCUGCCGACACUGCUGUAUGGAGCUGAGACCUGUACGAUCCACAAGAAGCAGGCGCGAAGAUUCGACCAUUUUCACCUCAGCUGUCUUCGACGGAUACUGAAGCCGAGGUGGAAGGACCGGAUACCCGACACGGAUGGACUGGAGCGUACGGGAAUUCUCAGCAUCUACGCCAUGCUGAGGCAACUACAACUGCGUUGGAGCGGCCGCCUCGUGCGGAUGGACAAGAGGCUACCCACACGACUCUUCCAUCGAUAUAUUGCAAAGGGUUUCACGCCGCCAGUGAGGCCAAAUCCGUCGAUACAAGGACACUUUGAAGACCUCUCUCAAGCGUCUGCAAAUCCACUUGACCAGCUGCGAAGACCUCAACCAUGA